Molecule: messenger RNA, 906 nt
Organism: Colletotrichum lupini
Lineage: Eukaryota; Fungi; Ascomycota; Sordariomycetes; Glomerellales; Glomerellaceae
Exons: 1
Coding region: 1-906 (301 amino acids)
Source: RefSeq, a predicted model, not a curated record
AUGCUGCUGGGGCUUCCGGAGAGAUACCUGGCACAUAGCCUCCUGUGGUCGUUUUGCUCUCCUCUAGGAGUUACAUAUCGCACGACUGAAGGGCUGAGACUUCCGUCUUGGACAUGGGCUACCCGAAAAGGCUCCGUCAUUUAUCAACGGUCUCUCGGGGGCAGAAUUGACGGCGACUGGUUGGACCCGAUGUAUCAGAUUCACUUUGGACAUCUCGUCUCCUUUUUCUACUGUGACCCGAUCUCUACUGGCCCCUCUAGGCUCAGGCACAUUUGUGAAGGCAAGGUUUGGUUUCCAGAAGAUCGAAUUGAUGGUUCUAUGCGGCAGGAAGACUUCCAGCGAGAUAUUGAAGCCUUCUUUCAACCUAGGGGAAAACUUUGCCAGGUCACUGAGUACAAGGAUCCUCGACAAGAGGCACCGUGGAUCUCCGUGGUUGACAUGUGGAAACGGUCUCCGCAGAACCCUAUGACAGCUCGCCACCACAUCGAGCUUGAUGAUAAGACCAAAGCCAGGGCUGAAGAACACCCUCGCUGUCUCGUUUUCAACACCACAGUUGCCAGAGUCCGGAUAGGGUCAUACCUUCGCGGCGAUGAUGACGGAAGUCAACUUACGAUCUAUAACAAUGAUGGCACAAAGAUAGGAACCACUGCGCCUAUGCAUAGGCAAUGGGCUUUAAAAUGUCUGAGCAUGGGGUCGAGCCUCUACAUGAUAGUUGUCGCCGCUGGCCUCAAGUUUCCUGAAACCUGGGAGCAUAAUGCUGUGUUUGCGGGAAGCCGAGGAUUUGGGUUCUAUGUGCUAAUUACAUCUCGCACGAGCGGGCUCUACUCGCGUCUUGGGAUCGGCUUUAUUUCCUUGGAUGGAUGGGCCUCUGUUGAACCCAACUGGGAGCCUGUUAUUCUAGUAUAG